This is a messenger RNA of Schistocerca gregaria, 3157 nucleotides long. It is a transcript of the gene mTTF, whose product is annotated as transcription termination factor, mitochondrial. Gene Ontology annotation, molecular function: double-stranded DNA binding. Gene Ontology annotation, cellular component: mitochondrial matrix. Bases 133 to 1338 code for a protein of 401 amino acids. Gene Ontology annotation, biological process: regulation of DNA-templated transcription; termination of mitochondrial transcription. NCBI's taxonomy places the organism in Eukaryota, Metazoa, Arthropoda, Insecta, Orthoptera, Acrididae. The transcript is spliced from 5 exons. The record is from RefSeq and is a predicted model, not a curated record.
UAUGGUCAUAGUGACACGAAACUCAUCUCUGAUUUGUUAUUGUUUUCAGUUAAUAUCUGUUUUGUAUAUAAUUGUGUAGUCACUCGUUAGUGUUAGUAUGCCAGAUGAUUCUGUAUUUUUGCAAGAAAAACUAUGAUAUGCAAUACCUUGUUUAGAUUAUUACGUCUUAGCAGAACAGCUGACUUUCAGUGUCUUCAUAGUGAAAGGCUUUUAGGGUCUUUCGUUUCCAAGAAGGGCGAUGCGACAAGAUCAGUCGGGAACAUAAGAUGUCAUGUUAGUUUUAAUAUUGAUACAGAUGAGGAAUUUAACAGUGAUUACAUUUCUGUUGUCGAUAAGAAUUAUGAAUCACGCAAAAUUUUCUGUGUUAAUAAACUGAAAGACAUAUUUGAAAUAUCCACGGAUGAGGCAGAAAAUAUUUACGAAUCCCAUCCAUAUUUACAUAAACUAAGCCCUGCAACAAUACAGAAUAAUGCAGAAAAAGCGCAGGCGCAAGGAUUACAGAAAUCUGUUUUGCAAAACAACCCUUGGCUAUUGACAUUUGAGGAAGGAAAACUAAAGUACAGCAUACAAAUUGUGAAGAGAUAUCAUGAAGACAUAAAUAAAGUUGUGCCACUCUUGAAAAUACCUUUCCACAAGCUAAGAAUAAUAAAAGAAUAUGCUCAGAAGGAUGACUUGCAUUUAUCUGAAGGAAGCCGCAUCAAAUAUCUGAGUGAAAAACUUCAGUGCCCACCGUCUGUUAUUAGUGAGGCCUUAGUGAAACAUGAUGUUUUACUGUCCAUGCCAUUUGUCAAACUCCAAACUGUAAUGGACCUCAUGCUUGAUGCAGGGAUCCAGCCUGAAGAUAUUUUGAAAGAUCUGUGGAUUUUUCGACACAGUAUAACUGCAAUAAAAAAUCGACUGAGCCAAGCAAAAACAGCAGAAGUUCCAAAAAUCAAACCAUGGAUGGCACGUUGUGUUCCCCAGACAUUUCAAGUGACACUGAGGCGUCAUGUACAGCAUCGCAUCCUCCUAGCACCUCACUCUACAGUUAUUGACUACCUUAGUGAGCGCCUGGAGUGUACUCCUGAACAUGCUUCUUACAUAAUGAAGAGAGCUCCAGCAUUGCAGCGAACACAUAUUUCAAAAUUGAAGAAAAUGAUAGAUUUCCUUUAUGAGGAAGGAUUCUCCGCAGAACAGAUACGUCAGAUUCCACGAGUUUUGUGUCAUAGUCCUGAGACUGUAAAAAUUCGCUUGAAGGAAUUAAGAAUGUUGGGAUAUAAUCCAUCAUCUCUUACUGUUCUUUGCAAAAGUAAACGAAUAUAUAAUAGUUUUGUAAAUAAAUUGUUGCAGAAGUGCUGACAUAAUUUAUAUUUGUAUAAUGAUAUUGCAUAUCAGUUGUGAGAUUUUUUUAAAUGAAAUAUACAAAUUUUCCUGAAAUUUUUUUUCCCCACCUAAAACAUUGGGAUUUUGCUAGUUCAGGAUCUGAUAAGGCCAUGGCUCUCUAUAUAAAUAACUAGUUAGAAUUCCUAUUUCUUAAUUCUUUGUUUGCAGUUGUAGAAAUCAUGACAUAACAUGAAGUUAAGACAUUGGUUUUAUCUGUCAGUACAUCUGUGAUCCUUGUGAUGUGUUUAUCUACUGGCAUGAAAGGUGACACUCUUUUCCAAGAAGCACAAAUUAUCAGUGUUUGCUUAGUAGAUGGAUACCAGACAACAUCCACAGAUCUUCUAGGACUAUGCAUAGCUACUGCACUGUGCUCAUGGGAACACUUAGUAUAUUUAAAAGACUAGUGGGAAUAAAGUAAAGUUACCAAUAGAGACAAGAGGGUGUGAAAGAGAAUUACUAAUUCCAGAAACAAGAACACUAUCACAAAAGAGAUCUUUUGUGCUGCAUAUUAUUGCUGAUUUUGGUGACCAAACAACGAGAACCAACUUUGCACACUUCUACACAUUUAUGUUCAGGAGAAUAAUACUGUUCGGCAGUCCUACACACAAGCAAGGUGGCACACUAAACUUCCAUUCAGGAGAAGCAAACCUCAUAUCCUCACUUAAGCAUCUAGAUUUAGGUUUCCUGUCAUUUGUCUAACAUUCUUAACAGGCUGACUGCCAUAGCCUAAAUGAGUAAACUGCUCCCAGAAGCCAUAUGAAGCAGUACAUACAGUUUGAUUCAUUAUUUCAUCUGUAGUCCAUCUGUAUCAUCAAAACUUUAAAAAAAUGUUGCUUGGCAGGAAAAUGGAUGGCAGGAAAAUGGAGUCUGCAAAUUAGCUUACAGUUGGUGAGCAGAGAAUGAAGUUCAGCUCAUAUGCCAACUACAAGAUAACUCAUCAACAAUCAUCUUGCAUAUUUCAAAGCAUGUUCAAUAAUAUGAUUCACAUCUUUGUUGUAACUGCAUUAGUAGUUGUUCAGACAUGAUAAUGAUAUGUAUCAUUAUUGGUGUUCAAUUUUCCUUGUAAAAUCGCUAGUGAUAAGAGGAAAUAGUGAGGUAGAACUUGAACAGCCAUUUUCUGUUGGGAUGGGAUGAAUUUCCUUGAAUGGUGCAAGUCUCUAUGAACCAUCUUCACAUGAGCAUUCAAGUGAGGGUUUGGAUGCAGACAACAGUGAAUUCAAUGAAGAAGAUGAGCAGGUUGGUCCAGCAGCAGGCACUACAAAUAACAGUGAUGAGUGGAGUGAUAUUCCUCAAGACUCAUCAGUAUUUGUGUUCAGUGAGAAAGUGGUAUUGAAAUUAGACCUACAAAAUUUUGACAUCAAUGCACUUGUUGACCUUUUUUUCUGAAGAGUUUCUAAUGCCAUUAUGUGAACAAAUUAACCUAUAUGCAAGCCACGAAGGAGAAAAGUGUGGGAGGAGAAGACCGACCAGGCUCUCGAGGUGGGAGAUACAGAUGUUGUGGAAAUGAAAGUAUUUCUGGGGCUGUUGCUGCACAUGGGACCUUGUUGUAUUCCAUUUAUAGUACAAGUCCUUUUCACAGUGUCAUGUUCAGGAUAUCUAUCAUGAGUAGAAACAGAUUUCAGGUGUUAUUGAGAUGUUACAUUUCUCAGACAACUCACUGCAAUCCAGUGGCUGGCUCUACAAAAUUGACCAGUUUUGUACCAUUUCAGUAACAUUAUAAACAAUAAUUAUGUUCUGGACAAGAGUCUCUGCACUGACAAAUCAAUGGUUUUGUGACACGGCUGUCUGUUUCUUA